This is a messenger RNA of Nerophis lumbriciformis (worm pipefish), 744 nucleotides long. The record is from RefSeq and is a predicted model, not a curated record. NCBI's taxonomy places the organism in Eukaryota, Metazoa, Chordata, Actinopteri, Syngnathiformes, Syngnathidae.
AUGGAUCCAACAAGUCGAUACCAAGUGCUGCACAAUGAGGAUGACUCCUCCGAGGCCUCCGGCAGUGAGCAGCAGCCGUCCUCCGACACCCAGGCUGGAACAUCUCUGGACCAAAGCCAGACACAGAGCGAUGAACUUCCUGCUCCACCACCAGCAGAAGCUGGAGGUGCAGAAGCAGCUCCGCCACCUUACGCCUCUAUAGACCUGGGCGCAACUGCAGCUUUGCCGGAGACCAGUUUCCAAAGUGACUUUCCAGUGCCACCACCGUACAGCGUGGCCACUUCGUUGCCCACGUAUGACGAAGCGGAAAAAGCAAAAGCGGCGUCCAUGGCUGCUUCCGCCGUGGAGGUCGUAUCACGGGAGGACGAAUUUCUUCCCAGAGAUGAUUUCAGCGAUGCUGACCAACUGCGAGUUGGGAAUGACGGAAUCUUCAUGUUGGCCUUUUUCAUGGCCUUCCUGUUCAACUGGAUCGGCUUCUGUCUGUCUUUCUGUUUAACCAACACCAUCGCAGGGCGUUACGGCGCCAUCUGUGGCUUUGGGCUCUCACUCAUCAAGUGGAUUCUCAUUGUCAGGUUCUCUGACUACUUCACUGGCUACUUCAAUGGUCAGUACUGGCUGUGGUGGAUCUUCCUGUUGCUUGGUCUCCUGCUGUUCUUCAGAGGUUUUGUCAACUAUCUCAAGGUCCGCAAUAUGUCAGAAAACAUGGCCUCUUCGCACAGAACACGUCUCUUCUUCCUGUAUUAA